This is a messenger RNA of Parnassius mnemosyne (clouded apollo), 1863 nucleotides long. The record is from the annotation of a GenBank genome assembly. Lineage: Eukaryota; Metazoa; Arthropoda; Insecta; Lepidoptera; Papilionidae.
AUGGGGCUGACAAGUAACACCGGUUUAUUAUCGAGCGCACCGCAAAAACAAAUACACUCGAAGCAAAAGAGCAUUAUUGAACUGCGAUGCGAGGUGACACCGGCUCCAUUCAUUUUGCGACCAUACGCCGGUCUCUACAACCCGUUCUCACACGCGUGCUCCGUUCUCUGCAACCAUCCCGCCGAUACCGACGCCAAAGAGUAUGUCAAGCGUGCUAAAGAUGCUUGGGCUUUAGAAGGUAAAACUCAUAAUUUUCAAGAGGACUUAAGCAAAAUUCAAGAUCAAUGUGAUAAGGAGAAGAGUAGAACUCCACAUGACAUUGUAACUGAAGACAUGUUUAGAAGGUACACGGAGACAGACUCAAGACCGCUCACACCGGCACCAACGCUUGCGAGCGGCAAGUCCAGAGGGUCGCGGAGAUGUCUGACACCGGAUCAGCCACACCAAAGAACCACUAUCGUUCUCGAUCUGAGGCGAAGUCAUAGCCAGGAAACAUUGUACUACUACCACGGCCAUGGCACAUCAGAAAUGACAACUGGCUACAGCGCCACCAUCGAGCGAUCGACUCUACCGUCCUUGAACUUGUCUGAAAGCGGCCAUCAUAGGCUUAAGACAGGCCAAUGCGAGCAGUUGCCCCCAUUAGCUUCGCCAGUGGUAUUGGCAAAAAGAAACUCGCCUGCAAGAGAACCGCAAAGUGUAAGGACAGCUAGAAAGAACCAACUAAAAGCUUUAAAUUUAAGCAAGACGGUUAAAGGUAAAAACAAAAGCGAUGCACCGACUUCUCAGCGUUCGAAGGGUGAUAAGGACAGCAAUGAUACAAAUUUAGCCGAUCAAGAAAAUGCAGAUGAUAUUGAAGGCGGAGAAAUUCGACGAAGAGGUAAACGGCGUCGUAAAGUUCGUGGUGGUGGCAGCGAUCGAUUAACUUCGGCUGGCCUCGCCGCACAGGCACAACAAGAUCCGGAAACUCAAAUCGCAGGCAUUGGCACAGACUCUCACAAUGCCAGUUCGCGUGGAUCUAUAGCUGUAGCGGAAGAAGCACCACUACCGCCGAUAAUAAAGCCAGUUGCCGCCUCCAAUACUGAUUCCUUCAUAGAUGAUGAUAUUUUGAAAUAUUUACAUAGAGAAGUCGAUGAGGAAGCUAUUGAAACAGAGUUUGAUACCAAGCGCCGUUACGUGCUACAAGAAGCACUGCGCACCCGCGGUGCUCGGGCGGCCGGGCCCGAGCUGCGCAGCGUGAUGCGCGCGCUGCAGCCGGCGGGCGGCGGCGGCCUGGCCGACUGGCUGCACGUGCCGCGCGUCUUCACCCGCCAGACCGCCUGCUUCUCACUGCCCAUCGAUUCCGCACAACUCGAGACUUUGUCUCCAAUGACGUAUGCUUCGAGAUUCGUUACCAUAAAGAAGUCCAAACAGCUUCUAUAUCUCACAGUCCUGAGGAAGUUCAGACUGAAAGGGUACAGAAUGCCAGUAAAGGAUAUUGAAGAGGGAUUAAUUCUAAUGAUGGGCGGAACGUUGAAUAUGGAACAGGCGACUCAAUUCAAAGCCUUAAUGGAAUGGGACUCCUACAAAGAGGAGGAUAACGUCACCGACGAUAUCAAAUUGGCACUACUUGAUAAAGGAUAUAAGGAUCAUUUUCCUUCAGAAGACGGUGAUACUGGAGAUAGUGAUUUGAAUACGCUAAAAUAUCGCACCUGGUGUGGCUUGUGUGCAAUUUGUGAGCGUAUGUAUGGAAGAUUCCCGCCCAGAGAAAAGGAUCCACCUGAUGGGAUGGAGUUAACCGACUUCACAAUGAUAGAAACAAAGUUGGCUGUGUUAAGAGUGCGGAGUGGUUUGACAGAAAUAUUAAACAUUAUAAGAAUACGUUAA